Messenger RNA from Lottia gigantea (owl limpet), 198 nucleotides. RefSeq lists its product as hypothetical. The transcript has a single exon. The record is from RefSeq and is a predicted model, not a curated record. NCBI's taxonomy places the organism in Eukaryota, Metazoa, Mollusca, Gastropoda, Lottiidae. The annotation marks the transcript as partial.
CUGCAUGGGAACCGGCACCAACGUUGUUACAAUCAAACCCACCACCAUAAUCGUUGCCAUAGUUAUUUCCCGCAUUGCCACCAUAAUCGUUACCAUUUCCCGCAUUGCCACCAUAGUCGUUGCCAUAGUUACUUCCUGCAUUGCCACCAUAAUCGUUGCCAUAGUUAUUGUUGCCACUCUCAUCGGCUACAUUGUUGA